CCUGCGUUUCCUUUGAUGACGUCACGCAGCGGUGUACAACCAAUCGCACGCAGUCCAGGUAACACAGUAUCACCCAGGAGGGCGUUUGGUUUCAACCUUUCGGCUUAUCUUGACUCAGCUGGGCUUUGCGAGGGCAAGACAAAUACAACACUCCCUAAAAGUUCUCGUCAAGUAAUAUAAAACCAGGUAUUUUUUUUAAUUUAUUUUUAUCAUUAAAAGAAGGAAUAUUUUGGAAGACAUUGGAGCAUUUCAAAGUGGAUAUGUUGACCUUCGUCUUUGUUUGCCUCUCUGUCUCAGUCACAGGCCUGCAUGCGUUUACGGUUACUGUUGCUAAUCCCUCAGUAAAAGUGAAAGAGAAUGAGGGAGUUGACUUGAAAUGUUCCUACUCUGCUGACUUUGGGUCAUCACCCAGAGUAGAAUGGAAGUUCAGAGAUCACAAGGGCUCUCAAACAUUGGUCUACUUUGAUAACCAGCCAACUGGUAAGUAUGUAGGUCGUAUCACCAAGUAUGAAGGAGGAAUUAGAUUUAACAAGGUGACCCGAGCAGACACCGGAAACUAUGACUGUGAGGUGUCUGGUAAUACUGGAUAUGACGAGAAGACCAUCAGACUCACAGUCCUUGUGCCUCCUUCCAAGCCUGUAUCCAGAAUCCCUACAUCAGUCACAACAGGCAGUAAUGCCGUCCUCACCUGCUUCGAUGUAGAUGGUUCCCCUCCAUCCACCUAUAUUUGGUACAAAGACAACACUCCCCUCCCUGUUGAUCCAACCAAGUUCCCCAAUUUUAAGAACCUUACCUACAAGUUGAACAGUAACACUGGUAACCUGGAAUUUGCCAGUGUGUCUAAGUUGGAUACCGGUUCAUAUUUCUGUGAGGCCAAUAAUGGAGAAGGCGUCCCUCAGCGUGGAGAUGCAGUGCGCAUGGAAGUCCGUGAUCUAAAUGUUGGGGGCAUUGUUGCGGGAGUUAUUGUGGCUUUGCUGGCAGUUGGAUUGCUCCUCUUUGGUCUCUGGUAUGCCAAAAAAAAGGGAUAUCUGCCAAGUAAAAAAAGCAGAAAGCAAGACAAAACAACAAGCUGUUUAUACACAGCCCAGAACAGAUGAUAUGGAUGAUGGUGAUGGGGAAUUCAGACAGAAAUCAUCUUUUGUUGUGUAGUCUGUGCUACUCUGCAUGAAAUGUGGAGAUUCAGUGCCUAGAUCAAGUUCGUACAAAUCAGGAUCAGUGUGUAUGUGAUGAGAAAUGCCUUCCUACUCCGCUUUCCAUGCUGGUUGACCAUAGAAAAAUUCAAAAGCUUUAAAGCAGCAGUUGUAAAUGUGCAGAUUUAAUUUUAGGAAUCUAGACCUGUGUUUCGGUUUUGUUGAAAUGAAUAGAAAUGUAAUUUAUUGAACUAUGGUUAAUCUGUGAGUGGAACACAAACCUAAAGGGUCUAAGGUCAAUUCUCUAUUAAUAGAAUUCGCUUUGUUGUUUAGUUAUGUGUGGACUAAGAUGUCCAAUGCUGUUUUAACAUGACUCGCACUAUGAGAUGGAAACUUCUUGGGGAAGAGAAGGUACUAUGAAUGUUCCCCCAUCAGGAUAUAAUGUCCCCUCUCCUUUAUAUAAACAUUUGCUGUACAUUGCAGUCAUUGAUAUGUGGUUUGUUUAUGUCACUGGCUUUUUUAUGAUAGAGUGAAUACCUUGUGUGUUUUUAUGUGUUUAUACCUUUUAUGAAAUGUAAAUAGAUUUUUCUGUCUUUUUAUUGGAUUUUUUUUAAAGAUUUGAAAUUGUGCAUAAUUAACCUCUCUGAAUAGUUAAUCUGGGAACAAAUUACAGAAGCCCUUUUUUCCCUUGUGUUUGAUUUUAUUUUUAAUGUGUGACUUGAUCCCAUUCUUCUAAUAAAUGAAAUUUACUGAA
Messenger RNA from Cyprinus carpio (common carp), 1884 nucleotides. Its product is annotated as junctional adhesion molecule A-like. Bases 261 to 1097 code for a protein of 278 amino acids. Gene Ontology annotation, cellular component: bicellular tight junction. Gene Ontology annotation, biological process: regulation of membrane permeability; establishment of endothelial intestinal barrier; intestinal absorption. The record is from RefSeq and is a predicted model, not a curated record. Lineage: Eukaryota; Metazoa; Chordata; Actinopteri; Cypriniformes; Cyprinidae. The transcript has 10 exons.